AAUUAGGAAAACGCAAGAAGACCGAAAGAAGAUGGAACAAGAACUCGCUUCACUCACCUUCGAUACCGAAAACGAUGCAGGAGAUUCGAGUUUACCUCAGUCGCGGCGAAUAAUUGAUCGUGAAGAUGAUUAUCGUAAGCGUAGGUUGAAUCAGAUUCUUUCUCCGGAUAGACAUGAUCCUUUUGCUGCUGGAGAGAAGACGCCGGAUCCAUCUGUGAGGACUUAUGCUGAAAUUAUGAGGGAUGAAGCGUUGAAGAGAGAGUUCGAUCAAACAAAGAGGACUAAUGCUAAGAAGGCUAAAACAUCUGAUUGGGAUGCUCCGGAAUCGAUGACACCGGGGAGAGUUAUUGAUGCUACUCCAGGGAGGAGGAAUAGGUUGGUUGCUACUCCUGGUGGUGCUACACCUGGUGCAACUGCUUGGGAUGCUACUCCUAAGCUUCCUGGAAUGGCUACUCCAACUCCCAAGAGACAAAGAUCAAGAUGGGAUGAAACACCUGCUACUAUGGGGAGUGCAACUCCAUUACCUGGUGCAACUCCUGUUGGUGGUGUUGAAUUGGCUACUCCUACUCCUGGUGCUUUACAAGGUUCAUUUACACCUGAGCAGUAUAAUUUGUUGAGGUGGGAGAGGGAUAUUGAAGAGAGGAAUCGUCCUUUGGCCGAUCAAGAGCUUGAUGCUAUGUUUCCACAACAAGGGUAUAAGGUUUUGGAUCCUCCUGCUUCUUAUGUGCCAAUUAGAACUCCUGCAAGGAAGCUUCUUGCUACCCCUACACCGUUGGGGACUCCGCUUUAUCAAAUUCCUGAAGAGAAUCGUGGUCAGCAGUAUGAUGUUCCUAAGGAAGCUCCUGGUGGUUUGCCUUUCAUGAAACCUGAAGAUUAUCAGUAUUUCGGGGCUUUGUUGAAUGAAGAAAAUGAAGACGAGUUGUCUCCAGAUGAGCAGAAAGAGAGGAAGAUUAUGAAGCUUCUGCUUAAAGUGAAGAACGGUACUCCACCACAGAGGAAAACUGCUUUGAGGCAGUUAACUGAUAAGGCUCGUGAGUUCGGUGCUGGACCUUUGUUUAACCGAAUUCUGCCAUUGCUUAUGCAGCCUACUUUGGAGGACCAAGAGAGACAUCUUUUGGUAAAGGUAAUUGAUAGAGUUCUUUAUAAAUUGGAUGAAUUGGUUCGGCCUUGUGUGCAUAAGAUUCUUGUUGUUAUUGAGCCCCUCUUGAUUGAUGAAGACUACUAUGCCCGUGUUGAGGGGAGAGAAAUAAUAUCGAAUCUCAGUAAAGCGGCUGGUUUGGCCACCAUGAUUGCUGCCAUGAGGCCUGACAUAGAUAACAUUGAUGAAUAUGUUAGGAAUACCACUGCUAGAGCUUUUAGUGUUGUUGCGUCUGCUCUUGGUAUUCCGGCUUUAUUGCCCUUCCUGAAGGCUGUUUGUCAGAGUAAGAAAUCAUGGCAAGCUCGACACACUGGUGUUAAGAUUGUACAGCAGAUUGCCAUUUUAAUUGGAUGCGCUGUGUUGCCCCAUCUGAGAUCUCUUGUGGAGAUUAUAGAGCAUGGUUUGAAUGAUGAGAAUCAGAAGGUGAGGAUGAUCACUGCAUUAUCUCUUGCUGCACUUGCUGAGGCGGCUGCCCCUUAUGGUAUUGAAAGUUUUGACUCGGUGUUGAAGCCACUGUGGAAGGGAAUUAGGCAACACCGUGGUAAGGUGCUGGCUGCGUUUUUGAAGGCAAUUGGGUUUAUCAUUCCGUUGAUGGAAUCCUUAUAUGCUAGCUAUUGUACUAAGGAAGUCAUGCUUAUUCUGAUUCGGGAGUUUCAGUCACCCGAUGAAGAAAUGAAGAAAAUUGUUUUGAAAGUGGUGAAGCAGUGUGUGAGCACCGAGGGUGUGGAAGCUGAGUAUAUUAGAACUGAUAUCCUCCCUGAGUUUUUCAGAAACUUCUGGGUUAGGAGGAUGGCUUUGGAUAGAAGAAACUACAAGCAACUUGUGGAGACGACUGUUGAGAUAGCAAAUAAGGUUGGUGUUGCCGAUAUUGUUGGAAGAAUUUUUCAAGAUCUUAAAGAUGAGAGUGAACCUUAUAGGCGAAUGGUCAUGGAAACUAUUGAGAAGGUGGUCACUAACUUGGGAUCAUCUGAUAUAGAUGCACGGUUGGAAGAACUUUUGAUUGAUGGUAUUCUUUAUGCUUUCCAAGAGCAGACCAGCGAUGAUGCUAAUGUGAUGCUUAAUGGGUUCGGUGCAGUUGUAAACUCGCUCGGGCAGAGAAUAAAACUAUAUCUUCCUCAGAUUUGUGGUACCAUCACGUGGAGGUUAAACAAUAAGAGUGCAAAGGUGAGACAGCAAGCAGCAGACCUCAUUUCGAGGAUUGCUGUUGUCAUGAAGCAGUGCCAUGAGGAACAGUUGAUGGGUCAUCUUGGUGUUGUCUUGUAUGAGCAUCUUGGAGAAGAGUAUCCAGAAGUUCUAGGUUCAAUUUUGGGUGCUCUCAAGUCUAUUGUUAAUGUUAUUGGUAUGACGAAGAUGACUCCACCUAUUAAGGAUUUGCUUCCCAGGUUGACUCCAAUAUUGAAGAAUAGGCACGAGAAAGUCCAGGAGAACUGUAUUGACCUUGUGGGUAGGAUUGCUGACCGUGGGGCUGAGUUUGUACCUGCCAGAGAAUGGAUGAGGAUCUGUUUUGAGCUUCUUGAGAUGCUUAAGGCACACAAGAAGGGAAUUCGUAGAGCUACUGUGAACACUUUCGGAUAUAUUGCAAAAGCCAUCGGACCACAGGAUGUCCUGGCAACUCUAUUGAAUAAUCUCAAGGUGCAGGAGAGGCAGAAUCGUGUAUGCACUACUGUUGCCAUUGCUAUUGUUGCAGAAACAUGUUCACCCUUCACAGUUUUGCCAGCACUGAUGAAUGAGUACCGUGUUCCAGAGCUAAAUGUGCAAAAUGGUGUGCUCAAGUCUCUCUCUUUCCUCUUUGAGUAUAUUGGUGAAAUGGGCAAGGACUACAUCUAUGCAGUGAUUCCUUUGCUUGAGGAUGCUCUUAUGGACAGGGAUUUGGUUCAUAGGCAGACAGCUGCAUCUGCUGUGAAGCACAUGGCAUUGGGAGUGGCUGGUUUGGGUUGCGAGGAUGCGCUGGUCCAUUUGCUGAACUAUGUUUGGCCAAAUAUAUUUGAAACUUCUCCACAUGUGAUAAAUGCUGUGAUGGAAGCCAUUGAAGGGAUGCGGGUAGCCUUGGGUUCUGCUGUUGUUCUUAAUUACUGUCUUCAAGGGCUGUUCCAACCUGCCCGAAAAGUGAGGGAGGUGUAUUGGAAGAUUUAUAACUCUCUUUAUAUUGGAGCUCAAGACGCUCUUGUUGCAGCAUACCCUUCUCUAGAGGAUGACCACAACAAUGUUUACAGUAGAUCGGAGUUGAUGAUGUUUAUUUAGAUUUUGAUUUAGACAAAUGAGAAUGUCCCUGUUUUGCAAUUGUGAAUGGAUUGAGAUAAUCCAAGAGACCACAGAGAAAAUAAAAAUGAUACAAGAAAAGAUGAAGGUUGCUCAGAGCCGACAAAAGAGUUACACAGAUAAAAAAAGGCGGCCUUUAGAAUUCAAAGAAGGUGAUCAUGUGUUUUUGAAAGUAACUCCUAGGUUGGGAUUAAGAGGAAUUUUCAAGACAAAGAAGUUAAGCCCAAGAUACAUAGGACCAUAUCAAAUCAUCAAAAGGGUGGGAACAGUGGCAUAUAAGUUGCCUUUACCACCUUCAUUAUCCGGACUUCAUAAUGGCCCAUAACCCAUAGGUCCCUGGAUCGAAAUCAGGCUCUGAUACCAAAAAUAUAACAUUCUAAUAAUUUAAGCUAAUAAAUCAAUUAGGACAUUAAUCUUGAUACAGGAUAACAUAGUAUAUAAGUCUGAACACAUCCGAUCACGUCAUUCCUUUGGUACAAUACUUAGUUCGGUCACAUAGUACUUGACUCAUUAAGUCCAAGAUACAAAAGGAGUUA
Molecule: messenger RNA, 3933 nt
Organism: Trifolium pratense (red clover)
Lineage: Eukaryota; Viridiplantae; Streptophyta; Magnoliopsida; Fabales; Fabaceae
Product: splicing factor 3B subunit 1-like
Exons: 2
Coding region: 32-3379 (1115 amino acids)
Biological process (GO): spliceosomal complex assembly
Cellular component (GO): U2 snRNP; catalytic step 2 spliceosome; U2-type prespliceosome
Molecular function (GO): mRNA binding
Source: RefSeq, a predicted model, not a curated record